Thelazia callipaeda (thelaziosis nematode) is the source of this 318-nucleotide messenger RNA. NCBI's taxonomy places the organism in Eukaryota, Metazoa, Nematoda, Chromadorea, Rhabditida, Thelaziidae. The record is from the annotation of a GenBank genome assembly.
AUGGUUGAUGUCAAUAGCUUAUUAUCACCAAUGUCAUCCAGUACUUCUUCACCAGCGGCAACAUCACAGGAGGACUACUUGCAGUGGGAUAUCUUCAAACUCUACGCUAAGGAAAGAAAGAGAGAAGGAGAGAAGGAGAGAGAGGGUGAAUGUUUGAAAGAACAGAAUGAUAAUGUCUUUGUGAUCUGGCACUGCUCCGAAGAGAAAGCCGAUGAGGAUAAGGAGCGAGAGAGCAGUGCUACCUCUCUCCCUGUCUUCUUCCCAAAUCCGCCUUGGUUUGAUCACGUUGCCCCUGUUUGCAUCACUUCGACUGCUUGA